Peronospora belbahrii is the source of this 1434-nucleotide messenger RNA. The record is from the annotation of a GenBank genome assembly. NCBI's taxonomy places the organism in Eukaryota, Oomycota, Peronosporomycetes, Peronosporales, Peronosporaceae.
AUGCAAGAUGUUGUGAGUAAUAAUAAUCCGGCACCAUCUGCCGCUCCUUCUUAUAACAAACUUGGCUUGUACCUAACGCAGUUAAUCGAUACACCAACGAGUCAUAACUUACACACAAAGAGUCUUCAAAAUGACCUUCUAACGGGUGAAUUCUUUCGUUGUUUAUUAACAAAUUACAUGUAUGAUCUUCCAUGGCUAUUUGCCGAGUGUCCACGACUGAGACAAGUUCCAGUGCUUCUUGUGCAUGGAGAAAGAGAUCGAAAAAGGAUGAUGAAAGAGUGUCAAGAGUAUACAAAUGUGACGCCUGUGGCCCCACCUUUACCUAUUCCAUAUGGGACGCACCAUACGAAAAUGUUGGUUGCACUGUACUCGUCAAAAGUACGGGUGGCAAUAUUUACGGCUAAUUUUUUGUCAAAUGAUUGGAACACAAAGACACAAGGUGUAUGGUACCAGGACUUUGGUCUGAAGAUUCUUGGUGAUAGUGAAGAUGAAGAGACAAAAGAGGAAAAAGUUACAAAGAGUGCUGAUGCUGCUGACUUUGAAGCUGAUUUGGUCCAUUAUUUAUCGUCUCUUGGAGAGCAAGUGAAGCUGUUUUGUAGAGAGCUCAAUCGUUUUGAUUUCUCGACGGCGAAGGUUGCAUUGGUUCCAUCAGUUCCAGGAGUUCAUAGAGGAAAAGAUAUGGAGAAAUAUGGACAUCUUCGUGUGCGCAAACUUUUAAACAUGUACAAAAUUCCUCGGACAGACAACCCAUUAAUUUGCCAGUUCUCUAGCUUGGGUUCACUUGACGAGAAAUGGGUCUUUGGGGAGUUUGCAGAGAGUUUUUUGCCUGGGAAGAAGAACAUGUCUUCAACCUUCAUGCCUAUCGAUGCACUUCAUAUAAUUUGGCCCUCGGUCAAGGAUGUGCAAAACUCACUUGAGGGGUGGAACUCAGGACGAUCAAUACCGUGCCCGCUCAAGAAUAUGAAAUCUUUCUUGCACAAGUAUCUAAGAAAAUGGUCACCUCCACCAGCUCUUCAUCGGCAGAAUGCAAUGCCGCACAUCAAGUCGUACGCUCGCUUUGAUUCGAGCCAGGAAGGAGCUGGCAAGCUAGACUGGGCUAUCGUGACCAGCUCAAACUUGAGUAAAGCUGCAUGGGGCACAUUUCAGAAGAAUAACACGCAAUUCAUGAUUCGGUCUUAUGAGCUCGGUGUGAUGUUUCUGCCACCGAUUGCGGGGCACAAAGCUGGUGAAGCUUUGCCGCGUCUUGUGACGAUUGGAAGUAGAGCUGCUGAUUAUUCCGACAUUGCAGAAUCCGGAAAUUCAUCAGCGGAGUUAUUGCCGCUGCCGUACAACUUUCCAUUGACUGCAUAUAACCCAAAGGAGGACGAGCCCUGGGUUUGGGAUCUUGUGCGAGAGAGCCCAGAUAUUUUCGGGAAUGUCUACAUUCCGCACUAG